This is a messenger RNA of Trypanosoma cruzi, 677 nucleotides long. RefSeq lists its product as uncharacterized. The transcript has a single exon. The annotation marks the transcript as partial. The record is from RefSeq and is a predicted model, not a curated record. Lineage: Eukaryota; Euglenozoa; Kinetoplastea; Trypanosomatida; Trypanosomatidae.
CCUUUUUUUUUGACUUUGAAAACUGGUUUAACUCCACCGAUUUUUCAUAUGGCGGCGUCGUCCAGGAGUUUUUUUCCGGGGAGGGAAAAUGGCUACUCCACCGAUUUGAUUCCACGGUGUACAACCAGACCGUCCUUGUGCUACACAACGGCGAUGCUCUUUCUUCCAUGCUGGCCAUGACUGCCUGGUUGGGGUCUAUUUCACUCUCGCCGCUGCACAUUUUUCUCCCUGCCAGCUGGUCGAACAAUAUUGUCUACAUUAUUUCUUUUGUGACGCAGAUGAUUGAUUUCCCUUGGAGACGUUACGAGCAGCAGCUUGUGAAUUACAUGCAAGGCCUCAGGGCGGUGAGCACAAAAGGGCUGAUACUCACCGGAAGCGGAGUAGCGGGAGGAAUCGCGUCCAUAGCGGGUGCUCAUGCACAAAUUCAAACGGUUGUUUUUGGUUCUCCCGGGUUGUUGCAUCUUCUGCGACUUACUGGCCUGUCGCUGGCGGAGUACCACAAAUAUGUUUUGACCGUUGGUGCGUCCAACGGUGUCCUGGACAAUGUCGGCGGACAGGACAUCACAAUGAGCCAGAAGUUGUACUGCAAUGGAAACGCCGUGACUUGCCUGUCGAUGGAAUAUAUCUCUCGUGAGCUAAUCCAGAGCUGUGACACAUCUGGGCGAAGGCACAUCUAA